AUGGCUGGCAACAAGAAGUCCGAUAACAGCAAGAAGGCCCAGGGCAACGCCCGCAAGGCAGAGUCCGCCGCUCAAAAGCAGGCCGCUGAUAACGCCCGCGAGGAAGCCGCUGAGGCCGACAAGUGGAACAAGGGAGCCAAGAGCAACGCCAAGAAGGAAGCAGCCGCUGCAAAGGCUGCUGAAGCUGAGAAGAAGAAGGCCGAGAAGGCUGCUCUCGAGGCCGAGGAGGAUGCUAACAACCCCGUCAAGGGCCCAAAGAAGUCAAAGGCUCCUGUUAAGAAAGCCCGUGGCCUUGACCUUUCACAACUCGACGACGAUAAGCCUUCAGACAUCAAUGCCUCUGGUAUCGACAACGCUCUUGAUGCUUUGUCCCUGACCAACAAGGAUGAUGGCAAGGUCGACCGACAUCCCGAGCGACGAUACCCCGCCGCAUACGCCAAGUACGAGGAGCGACGACUUGACGAGAUGAAGAAGGACGGCAGCGGCGUCGGACUGCGUCUGGACCAGAGAAAGACCAGAAUCCGAAAGGAGUUUGAGAAGCACCCCGAUAACCCUUUCAACCAAGUCACGGCCUCAUACAACGCUACAAGGGACGACGUUGCGACUAUCCGUUCCCAGGAAAAGUCCAAGAUUGAGCAGCGCCUCGGACGAUAG
Molecule: messenger RNA, 654 nt
Organism: Fusarium pseudograminearum CS3096
Lineage: Eukaryota; Fungi; Ascomycota; Sordariomycetes; Hypocreales; Nectriaceae
Exons: 2
Coding region: 1-654 (217 amino acids)
Biological process (GO): transcription by RNA polymerase II
Cellular component (GO): nucleus
Molecular function (GO): transcription coactivator activity
Source: RefSeq, a predicted model, not a curated record